GUUGAAGCCCGAUGACGCGAAGGUGGCCAGCAUUCGUGAUUGGCCACGUCCUCAGUCUGUGACUGAGAUUAGAUCUUUCUUAGGAAUGACGGGCUACUAUAGGACUUUCGUUAAGAACUGCAGCAUAGUGGGCGCUCCUUUGACUGAUCUGACCCGCCUUGACACCCCAUGGGAGUUGACAGAUGAGUGCGAGGCUGCUUUCAGACAUUUGAAGCAUGCGUUGAUGCACUACGAGGUCUUGAAACUUCCUGAUCCUGAUAAGUCGUUUAUAGUCACCACGGAUGCCAGCCAAUAUGGCAUUGGCGCCGUGCUCGCGCAGGAGGAGGGGCCAAAGUUGAGGCCUGUAGAGUACAUGUCCAAGAAAAUGUCGUCUCAGAAGUUGGCUAAGUCCACCUAUGAGAAGGAACUCUAUGCGGUUUACAAGGCGCUGACCCAUUGGAGGCACUAUCUCCUUGGGAGGUUCUUCAUCCUCGGGAUUGAUCAUCAAACCCUAAGAUGGAUGAGAACCCAGUCGGUACUCUCUGACGCUCUCAAGUGUUCGAUCGAAGUCAUUGAGCAGUAUGACUUUGACCCUCAGUAUCUGAAAGGGGAGUACAACAAGGUUGUUGAUGCCUUGUCGCGUAGACCUGAUUUCUCAGGUGUGCUGAUUACCGAGUUCGAUCUAACGGACAAUGUUACUCAGUCCUUGGUGGAAGCCUAUCGCGAGGACCAGUUCAUGUCUGAGAUCAUACGCAGACUUCAGGCGAAGGACAAGAAGACCUCUGCCGAGUUUGAGUUGGUCAAUGGCUUGCUGUUCCUUGAGAAGGCAGGGAAUAAACGAUUGUGUGUCCCUAAUAGCGAGUCUUUGCGUAGUUUAUUUUUCGGUGAGUGUCAAGAUGCCACCGGCCAAUUUGGGUACAAGAAGACCGCAGCUAAUCUGCUGCACCGGUUUUGGUGGCCCACGAUGAUGCGAGAUGCCCAGCUGUACAUGGAGACUUGUCAAGUCUGUCAGAGGGACAAGCCACGUACGCAGGCUCCUCUUGGGCUUUUAAAGCCCCUUCCGAUUCCGGAACGGCCUGGUGAGAGUGUCCAUGGACUUCAUGGAUACUCUGGUCACCAGCAAGAGUGGGAUGCGACACAUCUUCAUCGUCAUGGAUAGAUUUAGUAAGUAUGCUAGGUUAGUAGCAAUGCCGGAAACAAUAAAGACAGA
Molecule: messenger RNA, 1189 nt
Organism: Chara braunii
Lineage: Eukaryota; Viridiplantae; Streptophyta; Charophyceae; Charales; Characeae
Source: the annotation of a GenBank genome assembly